AUGCAUUCAGUUUCCACCCGCUUUCAGAGUCUCUUCGGGUUUCUAACCACAGUUGCACUGGUGCUGGGCGCAAUCAUUGCUGCUUCGGAUUUCCUUCAUCCAGUUGAGCCCACUACCAGCAUAAAGCUGUCGAACGUGCAAGUGGUCAAGGGAAGACCUCACUACUAUGCCUCAAGACGAGAGGAAUAUGCGCAGGUCAAGUUUGAUUUAGACGCUGACUUGACCUCCCUCUUCCACUUUAACACGAAGCAAGUCUUCGUCUACGUACUGGCCUCAUACCCUUCUGCCUCGAACCAAUCCCAGACGACCGAGGCAGUGAUAUGGGAUAAAAUCAUCCCAGCUUCCGUAUCGCCUUAUUCCCUCGAAUCACUAAAGUCCCAAUUUUUCCCAGACGCAAAGGCAUUGAAGAACAAACGAAAGACCCUUAAGAGCAAGGCCAAGGCCAAUGUCGAGAAGGCUGUCGUGCCUGGGAAGCUAAAGCUCCGGAACCAGAGACCUAAGUAUCAAAUUACUGAUAUCUCAGGAUCCAUAGCGGAGAAGGAAGGCGUGAGAUUGAUUGUUGGAUGGAACGUUCAGCCCUGGAUAGGCACGUUACGGUGGAGCUCGAAUACGAAUAUGGAAAAGAAUGUUGGUGGUGGUAUUUUUGGAAAACUGUUUCUUCAGAACGCUGGCUCUAUGGGGUCACUGAGCGGGAGGAGCAAACCGUUUAAUUUCCCUGCUUUGAAGAAGCCACAGCCGGCCACCCCUUGA
This is a messenger RNA of Nannizzia gypsea CBS 118893, 750 nucleotides long. RefSeq lists its product as hypothetical. The coding region runs from base 1 to 750 and encodes 249 amino acids. The record is from RefSeq and is a predicted model, not a curated record. NCBI's taxonomy places the organism in Eukaryota, Fungi, Ascomycota, Eurotiomycetes, Onygenales, Arthrodermataceae. The transcript has 3 exons. Gene Ontology annotation, cellular component: membrane; signal peptidase complex. Gene Ontology annotation, biological process: protein targeting to ER.